GCGCAGGCGGACGGGGCUCGGCCCCCCAAGCCCGAGAGCGCCUGGAGGCCGCCCCGGCGGGAAGGUUCGGCCGCCGCGGUGGAGGAGGAGGACGAAGACGAGGACGUGGUGGUGGAGGUGGAGGAAGAGGAGGAGGAGGAGGAAGGCGGCUUGGGGAGCCCACCACCGGCGCUGAGCGCCCACGGCAAGGGCCCCCUCCGGGCGAGCCUCAAGGCAACCAGCAUCAAGCGUGAAAUGACCUUCCCUGCAUUUCAACAGGAGGAUGUAAAAACUGACAUCAGUCAAAAACUGCCAGACCAACAGUUUCUCCUGUUCACCACGAAGGAGGAAGAUCUAAAAACAGCAGAGACCAAAAAAGCAAGCAGAGUUCAUGAAUAUGAAAAGGAAAACACUCGUUCUGUUUGUCUUCUGGAACAGAAGCGCAAGGUUGUUUCUUCAAACAUUGAUGUGCCUCCAGCAAGAAAAUCUCCAGAAGAAUUGGACAUGGAUAAAGUGACAGCAGCCAUGGUACUGACCAGUUUAUCCACCAGCCCUUUGGUUCGCAGCCCUCCCAUCCGGCCCAACGAAUCCCUAAACGGAUCUUGGAAAGAAGGAGGAUUUGUGCCUUCUAGUACCAGCAGCAGUGGAUACUGGAGCUGGAAUGCUCCCAGUGACCAGUCCAACCCAUCUACCCCAUCUCCACCUCUGUCAGCUGACAGCUUUAAAGCUUUUCGAACACCUUCCCAGCCAGAUGAUGGCAUUGAUGAAGCUGAAACAAGCAACCUUCUCUUUGAUGAACCCAUCCCUAGGAAGAGGAAGAACUCAAUGAAGGUGAUGUUCAAAUGCCUGUGGAAAAACUGUGGAAAGGUACUGAGCACAGCUGCAGGGAUUCAGAAACACAUACGGACCAUCCACCUCGGACGCGUAGGAGAAUCUGACUACAGUGACGGAGAGGAGGAUUUUUACUACACAGAAAUCAGGCUCAACACGGACUCAGUAGCUGAUGGCCUAAGCAGCCUUUCGCCAGUCUCUCCAUCUUUAGCAUCUCCUCCUUCCUUUCCCACCCAAGACGCAAUCCGUCCUGAAACUUCCUGUGCCAAAACUGAGACUAAAUUGAUGACACCUCUGAGCCGCUCAGCUCCUACCAACCUCUACCUCGUACACACGGACCAUGCUUACCAGGCCACUCCUCCAGUGAACAUUCCAGGGUCAACUAAAUUCACUCCCAAUGGCAGUAGCUUUAGCAUCUCUUGGCAGUCGCCUCCAGUUACCUUCACCGGCAUCCCAGUCUCACCAACUCACAAUCGUCCUGCCGGGAGUGGAGAGCAGAAGCAGUCCCACACAGUUCUUUCAUCACCACCCAGAGUAGCGUUUGGAUUGAGGAAGCCGAGAGGGGAGGGGAAGAAGUGUCGGAAGGUCUAUGGGAUGGAGAACAGAGAUAUGUGGUGCACUGCCUGCCGGUGGAAGAAGGCCUGCCAAAGGUUCAUCGACUGAAGAGCAAAGUUAUGCAGAGGAUUUAGGGAUGGGGAAGGACAACGACAGGACCAGAUUGCUACACCUGCACUGUAUCACUUCCCGUUUCCCUCCAGUGAUGUGGUGUUGGGAUUUUUGUUUUAUUAUUUUUUGAUUUGUCGGUUGUUUUGGUUUUUUUUAACAAAGAGAGCUUUGUAUCUCCAAGUGAAGCACUUGUAGCCAAGGAGAAGCACUAAUUAAAACCUGUGUGGAGCAAUAGAGCAAAAAAAAGUAAAAAUAAAAAGCAAAACCAAGAACACACAACAAAAUUCUGUCUUACGAAGUAUUGACACCGGAGCAGCUAUCAGUGUUUUUCUGUGUUGGUUUUUUUAAAAAAAAAAAAAAGGAAAAGUGAAUUCCUUGCUAACUCUCUGAACUAUUUGCUCCUUUGGGUUAUUUUUAACCAUUGCAGUCUCUUUGCUGCCAACAUCUGUAUUUGCUGAACUGGACAUUUUUUCUUUUCCUGAAACGAAGAUCUCUUUUUGAAAGCUUUCUAAUAAACACUUCAGAGUCAUAUAAGCUACAGUUUACUCAACAAAAGCUGUAACUAAGACUGGAGACUGCUAAAUAAUUCUCCUGAUACGAAUGAUCACGAUGAUAUUAUAUUUUUGGAAAGGGGCUGUGGGAAGGAGUUGGGAUUUUUGUUUGUUUCUUUCUAGGAGAAAAGAAAAGGCGGAAUUUUCCUGAAGGACAAACUGCUCCUGGAAGGCUUUUAAACCAUACACAGACCAGCAGAGUGGAAAGAGUAACUCAUGUACCAAACUGGAUUUCGAGCCUUUGGAGGAAGAGAAGCAGCAAUGGACAGUCACCAGCAGAUCCAUCACUGCCAAAGUGGAGGGAAGAAAUGCAAUGACGGUUGAUGGAAAUCCGUAAGAAUAUAAUGGGGGUCCGCUGGCUUUUCUUACUGCUCUUCCUGUUCAUAGGGAGGAGCAACAGCUGGACCAGCACACGCGGUGCUGCGGUAGGCCUGUAAAGAGCUGGGAGAUGCACUAGGAUUCCAUGUAGUACCUGUUCAGGGACACGAUCCAGUCCAGCAGUUCUGCUCUUGCUUCCUUUUCUCGUAUUCGAGAGAUGGUUAAGAUCAUGGUUUGCUCAGCUUUGGUUUUUUUUUCUACAUAUUAAAGUUGCUAAAAUUUAUUUUGCGCCAAAAAAAAAAAAAAAAAAAGAAAAAAAAAAAGGUAAAGAAAAUACCACAAAGUCAUCUCAGAAAAAGAAGUACAACAGCUAAGGAGCAACAUAUGUAUGGUAAAGGUUCAUUUCUUAGCUCGUUUUGAUAAACGAAGUGAUGGGUUUCUAUACUUGCAGAUGUUGGAAAGAUUGGAUACUUCCAUGUCUCUGUCCAUUAGGAAGUACACCUGAGUGUGGGAAGCUGUGUUCUGUCUCAACUUACGUGGAAUUGCCAUUAACUGACCAUUAUUUCAAUGCAGAAAUAAAAUAAGGAUUUACUAUGAUAUGAAUGUAUACCAGUAAAUGACACUUGUCUGUUAAACAAAGCAAGACACCUUAAGGGGGAAAAAAGAAAAGCAAAACUUUGCUUCUUAUGGAGGCGUAGAGGCCCAACAUUUCUGGUUUUCUUUUCUUCAGACCAUUUGAAAUUAGACCAGAUUUUUUUGUUGUUAAUUAUUUAAUCUGCCUUCUCCUCUCUGAGAUAAGGGACUCUUAAUUAUCCUGACAGCUUUCUAAAAUCUGGUCCAGAGUUCACUUGAUAGCUUUAUUGAGCAUGCACUGCUGCUUAUGCUUGUGUGAAAGCACAGAACAACAUUGCGGGCAUUGAGAACGUGCACUAGGAAUUCAGCAAAGCAGUACUGAGAGGUGAAGGAUAUAAUAGAAGCUACUGGAGGAUGUCAUCUGGGUUCUUUUUAAACAAGUUAAUUGGGCAAUCAGAUGCAUAAUUUGAGCGUGCUAUUUCUGCAGUUGUUUACAAAUUGUGUAAUUUACAUGCACAAGCAGCAAGAUAUGCUUGCAUGCACGCAAUUUCUUGCUUAUUUGCCUAUUGUGUUCUGUAAGUCAUUUAAGAAAACAACAGGAGGUAGGCUCAAAAACAUAGGUUGAAAUAAAUACACGUAUGUAUGUGUGUAUCUAUGUAUGUGCACACAUACAUGUAUGUAUACGUAAAAUCUGGAAUCAGAAGGGAGGAGAAAGAUUGGGUAUCCAUAGCCACUGUUUCAACAUUGUUUUUUUCCCAGCAAAAUGUGGGUUUUCUCUGCAUGUUGUGUUGUUUUGGUUUUCUUAGUAAAACACCUCUGGGAAUUCAUAGCUCCAAAUUUCAUCUUUGAACACUUUGUGCAUUUCUGUAGUAAGGCUUACUAGACCUGGGUCUUUCAGAGAUGCUUCUGCUAAUUUGCCCCUGUUUUUACAAGCACUGCUAAACUGAUUAUAAGGCAUCUCAUAAUUCAUUUGGCUAUCGUAAGACCUUCAGUAUUUGCUUAUAUAUUUGUUCUUCCCCUCCUUUUGUGUUUUGCCUGUUUGCUUUGGAGAAUUUUGUAAAGAUAAUGUAUUAGAAUGUAUGUUAUUUUCUUAACGUCAUGGCAUCAUGAGAACCUUUCCUGAGGGCACUUUAUGAAUUAUUGUAGUAAGAUUAUUCUUUAUAGAUUUCUGCACAGAAGAUGGGUGGUGUUGUCAGCACAGAUCGCUCUCUGGUACACAUUUCAUACAGAUUACGUAUAGGCACAAGAGCUGCGAGUCAUCAGGUGUGACAGAGAAGUUUUGUUAAGCUGAGACUCGGAAAUGCUUCAGCCACCACAGAUUCUGCCAGGACAGAGUUAAACAAUCCGUAUUUUCACACCAUUGGCAAUCAGCAGAGUUUUUAUUGAAUGAGUUUGGUAUCUUUAGGCUGUGGCAUUUCUGGUGCUGCAUCUCGCUUGUGGCCUAGGGUGGCACAGCCCUUGUGCUGCCUGAGGCCAUCCCCCAGUGCUUCAGAUCUCAAGUUCAGAUUGUUGCCUGUCCUGGCAUUACCAGGCACCAUGCUUUGCGUCCAAGUUCUGCACAGUUCCUUUUAGAAAGAGUAAAAUCCUUUGUUCCCCAGGGAGGAACUGGUUUGAAAGGCAGCUCAAACCUUGGCUCAUUUCUCAUCAUUGGUACCCACCAUUUUCUGUAAUUUCUGUGUUUGUAGUUUUAUAGGCCUUCAUCUCUGACCUUCCAGAGAAGUCGGGAGGAGUGGCCAGAGUUUAUCAUGCGGUGUUUGUGUGCUGUGGGUGCUUGGGUGUGUGUGUACUUAUGGCAAGAGCUGGGACCUCUCCCUGAGGUGUAAGGAUGGAAGGAUCUGUGUUAGCAGUGUAGCUAAAUACUGCUGUUGGUGCUGCUUGGAGAAACUGCCCAUGUCAGUGUCCCAGUGGCUAUCAGCAGCAUAGCUCCCACAUCUUUUCUUCAGCUCUCUUGCUUGAACAAAGCUACAUCCCGUGUCAUAGAAUCAUAGAAUGGCCUGGGUUGAAAAGGACCACAAUGAUCAUCCAGUUUCAAUGCCCUGCUGUGUGCAAGGUCGCCAACCAGCAGACCAGGCUGCCCAGAGCCACAUCCAGCCUGGCCUUGAAUGCCUCCAGGGAUGGGGCAUCCACAACCUCCUUGGGCAACCUGUUCCAGUGUGUCACCACCCUCUGUGUGAAAAACUUCCUCCUAAUAUCUAACCUAAACCUCCCCUCUCUCAGUUUAAAACCAUUCUGCCUUGUCCUGUCACUAUCCACCCUCGUAAACAGCCGUUCUCCCUAUUUAUACGCUCCCUUCAAAUAUUGGAAGGCCACAAUGAGGUCUGCCUGGAGCCUUUUUUUCUCCAAGCUGAACAAGCCCAGUUCCCUCAGUCUUUCUUCACAGGAGAGAUAAAUGAUCCCAUUUAUUCCAUCCCUAAACAACAACAAAAAAAUCUGGAAAAAGAGGUAUUCUAAGAAAUGCAGUUUGAAAAUGUGAUUGUGUUCCACCUGCUUCUCUAUGAAACAGCAGCUACUGGACGUUACAAACUCCAGUCAUCAUCUUCAUAACAUUUGUUUCCAUCCUGAUGUGCCUGAUUCUCUAGUGCCUUGCACAAGUGUAAGGGGUUACACAAGAUGCAAAGUGAGCAAAAACUCUUCCACAAAGCAACGUGCAGCUUUGCACUUGCCUGUGAUCAAUAGCGGUCAAGGCAUGAGCUGGACCUACAGGGCCUGUGUGAUUCAGCAGGGCAGAAGGCCAGUCCCUCGAGUUGCUUUGCCUGCGUCAGUAGCCUGCUGUGAUCAUUAGCUGUCUGACAAUGCAUGGAUUCCUCACACCAUUCUGUCACCUGCAUCACUCUCUUCAUUCCUUCUCCCCUUCAGUAGGAAAACAGACAGACAGACAGCAGAAGGCAAAGCUUUCCCAGAAAGUUCUUAGAGGACGUGCAUUUAAGAGUGGAUUCCAGCUCUGUCUUGUCUCAGACGUGGAUUUCCUUGCCCCAGAACACUGGUUUUCAUUUAUCCCCACCCGCAGGACAGGCUGUGGUUUCUUGUCAGUGCUAUGGGCUGGAAGCAGCUGGAGCCACCCAGCCCAGGAUGCAGGGCAGUCAGUCAUGGCUGUUAGCGUGGCAAUGCAAUGUGAUUCCUUCCAUCUUUCCUCUGUAAAUUUGUUGAAAAAUCACCUCAGAACACGCACAUGAAAUGCAAAGAUUGCUGGCCGUAUGUAGAGAUCCAGCAGGUUGCUAGAGAGGCUUGUUCCUGCUCAAAUUGAAGUCUUCUGUAGGGGUGUGCUCUCCUUUUCUUAAAAGCAUUUGAAUCGGGAUAUGUUUGUGAAGUCUCACCUUUAUCUUCUGUUUCCACAUUAUUGCAUCUUCCCUUAGGUGAUGGCACCGGAGUUGAGACCUGCACCAAGCAGUGGGUUCAACCUGUGCUUGACAGGGGUUAGCAGGUGGGUGGCUGGGGGCUGCUGGAAAGCAGCAAUGUGAGAUUUUGGGCUACUGUACGCACAUGACAGCUUUAUGACACCCUUAGCAAAAUAUUUGGUAGUGCAUUAGCAAAAACCCAAGAACAAGGUCUGCUUCUGAUGGCACCGAGCAACAUAAAAUCCUUGUUGGUCCUAUUCUUGUUUGUAUUAGAAGCAGGAAUUCAUUUGAAAUGUAAGGGAAUGAUCAAUUCAUUGGCAAGCCACUGUUCUGCUUUUAUAAUACAUCACUCCAAGAAUAUUUUUCCUUCAUUGUUAAUGGGAGAUACCUAAAAUGCCAUGAGAUAAAUGAAUUAAGCAGUGCCAAUACUACUGCAGCUUCUAAAUUACUUUGGACAGUACACAGUAUUACACUGUCACAGUAGGGUUUUGAGAUUAAAUCCAAAUUCUUGAUGUGCGUCUUUGUAAGACAUGGUCUCUGAUGUGCUUACGUGUUCAUUUUUAACAUCUCUGCCAAUGGGAAAGGCCAUGAUUUCUAACUUGCAUUUAAAUCCAGUCCUGUUCAAAAAUUUAUGUUUGACCUCAGAGUCUUUAUGCCGCCACGUUACACCCUAUGGCCAUUCGCAUACAGUGCGUGACGUGCAGGUAAACAGAACUUACUGAGCUGUCUGUACACAAUGCCUUGGGAGCACUAGCAAAAAAAGAGAUGGUUAACACAGAUUUCCUCAGGGACCACAGGAAGGCUGCAAAGGCAGGAUGUAGCUUUAUUUGAGUGGUAGAUGGGUGAGAAUUUGAUUAUUUCUUUUUUGUAUUCUAGGCAGAUUUAAAGAGCAAUAUGUCACUACUUGAAUCAUUAAACUUGGAAGAAAGCACUAACUGGUGAACGUGAUCUCACUUAACACUAUCGCUUAUCAAGUUCUAAAUACAAAACAGACAUUUUAGCUGUUAGAAAAAUGUAGGAAAUGAGCUUGAACCAUAAUCUAAAUAUAGUACAAACCUAUACAUUUGUAUAAAUAUUUUCAGAACAUGCUGUAAAUAUAAAGGGUUCUUGUUUAUAUGAUUGCUUGAUUGAAGCGUACUUUGUUUAUAAUUGAACUACUUCCUACCAAUUUAUUUCAACAAGCAAAAAAAAAAGAACAUGCUAACAUUAAACCCCACAGGGUUUUUGGAUUGCAAUAGGAAUGUGAGAAAAAAGAAACGUUGUAACUGUAUAUUUUAUCAUAUGCAAGCAUUUCUGAGAUAGGUAAGAGGUGUCUAUUAUUUGCCAUCAAGUGGCAGGGAACUUACCUGAGCACAUCAGGAAGAAGUGUGUGAGCUGCAUGAAAGUGUUGUGUACAGUGCCACCCACCUGAAUUGUGGUGCACACAGCACUCCUGGAGGCACAGGGCUCUGAGGACAUCAGGAAAUAAGGAAGUUCACCUAAAACACGAGGAUAUUGUGCUUUUAAGACACAAAUGAUGUUGUCCCUGUGUAAUUUUCUAGUGCUAAAGAUCAUCAGUACUUUUACUGCAAUGGAAAUUGCAGCCUUAUUAGUAAGGUGCAAUACUUACGAAGGGCUAAACUGUGGAAACAAGUGGUGAAGUGGUGUGUGGAUACAUCACUGCCAAAUGUGCACUCUUGUAAAACUAGUUUCUUUAGCACUGGGAUGUAAGUACCUCUCUAAAAUUAUCAUGUUGGUAUGAUUUUAUAACCAUUGAUUGUAAGUUAUGAAACAGAAUGUGGGAUUUCAGAAGAACCAAAAGGAAGAGGGGAAGCUGUAAAUUACAUAGAAUAGUGGUAUGUUGUCUUAUGUGGCAGAAGUAGCUGUGACACCUUUACAAAGCUGUACACAUUUUGGAUUACUGAAAAAAAAAAUAAUACCCUUGGUUACAAAAAUAGUUCAACCUGAAUGCAGUUUGGAAAUUGCAUUGAUGUCAAGAAAAUACCUUCUUCUGAGUAAAUUUUGCUUCAUUUCUUGCCUAUUAUUAUCAGGCUUUGUUUGUUCACAAUCAGUGCUCUGAUUGUGAAGAUAUUCCCCAACUAGCAAUACAUGGCUUGAAAUCGUGUUCAUUUGAAAGUACCUUUUGAAAUGGAGAGAUUUCUUCCUUUACUACCCCGUAUAAUAAUGAUUUGUGCUGUCUUGAGUAGAGAGUCCAUCAAGCAAAUAGAUUUGUACAAAAAGAUUAUUUUGUAGUUCUGUUAUGGAAAGAAUGGGAAUGACCAAAUGGAAGGGCUGCUCACCUCGUUCCUGGAGAAUAUCUGCUCUCCAUCCGCACUGUGAGGUCCACAGAAUACAGGGUGCCCAGUGUGGUGCAUCCUGGGCUUUCGCUGUACACUAAAGACAUACUGCUGUUUUUCCAUUGCUUACUGCUUUUGUCAUCUUCUCAGAAUCCAUCAUCUUUUAGUGAAAGAUUGGAACAAUUCCAUCUGCUGAACAGGAGGGGUUUGUUCUUUUCUUCUGACUUCCUCCAGUAAGGGGCCAGAGGACAAGCUGAGAUAGAGACAUCAGCAACAGACUUGAGCCUGGAGGGAAGACAUGAAACAAAAUUGCUCAGAGAAAGAAAGUAGAAGGAAUCUUGUGUGUUGGCUGUUUCUACAUAUGACUGAUGCCUGUGGCUCCAGAAUAAGGUGGCACAGAGGAAACCUUGUAGCACAAUCCUCAUUCAGAUGCUGAAGCACUUUUUCCUCCCUCGUCAUGCAAACAGUUCAGCAGGAAUUACUUCUAAUUAGUCUGAGGAGGAGAGGAAGAGCAGAAGGUGUUGUUGUAAGGAGGGCACCUUGUGAAGCCUGCAUGAACCCUGCCUGCAGCCAGGGUCCCGCACUGCAUCUCUCAUCCUGCAUGAGUCCAAAGCAGCCAGUUACAGAUGUCUCUUUUGAUUUCAUUUACAAGUCUGGUAAGACAUCUUGUUGCACAAUAAGAGCAAAAUGCACUGUAAGGAACUGAGCUUGAUGCAUUCCAUUUUUUUCUCAGGAGAGCUCCAUUAGCCCUGUGGAUAACUUCAGUGACCAGGACUGCUCCUGUGGGUGGCAGCUGUAGAGAAGAGGCAGUGGAUUUUCCUCCAUGCGAUUGUUCCCACUGGCACUGGGACUUACAGACCUGUGUGUCUCCCCUUCUGAGUGCUGGAAAUGAGAAAUGUGCAAUCAGGCUUUGUGAGAGGGGUAGAUGUGUACCUAGAGAUGUGCUCACUGCUGCUAGGCCUUGGUGGCCUUUCCAGUGAUACCAGAGUGACUGUAGGUUGGAUGUGUCAUUUCGGCGUGGAUUUAAGAGCUGCUUAGCACGUGGUGUUCAGUGUGCCAUGCAUCCCACUGCUGCCAGUGGGAAGGAGGUUUCUCAGAGCAGGAUCCAAGAUGGCUGCCAGCCCAUCAUGGCCAGUCGCGUAACCUGGGCCACCCGAUGGGAAGUCACCCCGUGCUCUGUAGAGAAAUUAAUGUUCUUCUUUCCAGAGAGUGAAAUGGGACUGCUCUGGUUUUGCCUAGCACUGCCAUUUCAAAGCGGGUUCGAUGGGCUCCUGCCCUUGUCCCCGGACUCUUCUUUCUGCUGGGGCCUGGGGAGAUCUAGCCCAGGUUGUGCUGGCUUGGACCCCUCCUGAAAGCACAGCCCUGUAUACAGUGCCUAACGCUGCAUCAGAGUGUUGCUUCUUGGGUUGGUAGCUCUGCAUCCCACGUGGCAGGCACAGUAACGGGGCCCUAGCCCCUCCUGCCUCAGCUGUGGGCUCAGUAGGGGCCUGGACACCAAACCCCUACAGCUGCACUGGCACCCGCUCACUCAGAUCUCCUGCAGUACUAUUAGAAUAGCAUUGAUUUUGAUAUGAAAAUGAUUUUGUAGGGAAAGUAACAGGAGUUAUAUUAAUAAUCCUAUAUCCCGUGAGCCAUAAUGUUAAGCGUGGCAUGAUUUUGCUAAGCAGAUGCUGGAGGACUAAUGGGACAUGAAGAGCAACCUGUGGGGACCUCAGUCCUGCCCUGACCACAGGUACACCCUGGAGCCAAGCUGAUGUUAUUUGGGUUAAAUGGGGAAGUGCUGUCUUUCUCUCUGUAGAUCUCUGGGCCACAGAGAAGCAGGAUACAUUUCUUGUCCUGGUAGUGGAACUUUCCUAAAUAGAAAGACCCAUCUCUUCUUGCAGAUUUUUGGUCUCUGGAGUACAGUGUCAGUGGGACGGUGGUGGGGAGUGCUGGGGCCUGGUGGGGAAGGGUUCAUAAUGUACUUGGAGAAGGAGAAAAUCAAUUGCACUAUGAUUAUUUACACUGUGUGAAAAAAAGCAAUUAUACUUCCUAGUCAUCUGCUGUUUAUAUUUUAUAUUUUAGAAGUAUUUCUAGCUAUAAGUCUGUAGAAAAGCAAGAGCCCAGUUACCCGGUGUUAAUGAAUACAGAACUUCUCAUACAUGCUGCUUGCAUAAGACAACAGUAUCCAUGCAUCCUUCUGUCUCUUUUUAGUCAUGAAAGGGAAGUACCUGCCUGCAUAUACUGGUUUUCCUUUGAGUCCUAUCAAGUAUUGUUUUAGAGAGUAUAAAGUAAAUUGAAGUUCCUUUUCUGCUUUAUUUUUAGAAUCAGAGCAUCUUCUCUUACAGUGUAAAUUUACUUUUGUGGAGCUCUAAUGUGCUCUGCAUUGCACUUUAUAUAUUUGUCACUUGUUGGGCCAUUUAUUUUUGAUAUACAAAACAAUAAAAUUUUUGUUACUCUAGUUUUACCUAGAAAAUAACCAUGAAACUAAGAUGUUUGUAUAAAAAUGCAAGUUCCAUAAAAUGUAGCAAAUGAACUAUUUAGAUUGGAAAUGUUUUUAAUGAUAGUGCUGAGAAAUAUUAUAGCCUCUGAAAUGAUUUACUAUUUAGGAAAUUCAAUAUAUUUAUGGAUAACAUGAGUAUCCACUGGAGUAUCAGUCAAUGGAGUAUGAAUAAACAGGAGACAAAGCUGAAGCCGUUGGAUUUGCUCCUAUAAAAGACUUGUAUUAGUUCAACUGAUAUGAGCCUGAGAUGGCCUUUGGCUCUGCAGGGCUGCACUCAUGCCAGUAUGACUGACUACCAUGAGAAGCCAAGAUGCUGUUUCUGCUUGUUUUUUUUCUGGCUUUAUCCCCUCCAGCCUGGGGAACCAGCGUCCUAAAGACAAUCUUCUUGUUCCUAAGUGCACUAAUGAAGAACUCGUCUUCCCCAGAAUUUUGUUGUCAAGCAUGGGACGCUAACACUGUCCACAUGUAGGUUAAUAUGAGUGCCAGUUUCACUGCUUUAAAUGGAAACCAAUUUCUCUGCCACUGCACAGAAUCUCUUGAAAUUUUGUGGAGUAUACUGAAAGAAAAAGACAUUUGCACUUUGUCCAAACUGCGUUUGCUCCAAAUCACAGCUGGUACUGUGUGUGCCUGCGACAGCCAUCCUGCAGAGCCGAACCGUGAAGGGGACGAGGGCUGCGAUGCCCCCUCCUUCACGUGGUGAAGCAUUCUCCCUAGCUGUACGCACAGGUUCUCUGUGGAGAGAUGGAUAUCCCCGUGAAAGCUCCUUGUCAGCCAUGCAGCAGAGUCCCUGUCCCCCUUCAGAGCCUUCAGACGCUCUGCUUUCUCAUUUCUGCACCCAUAGGUGCCAGCAGAAGUGAAUGGCUCAACCUCACAGUGUGAAGACAGUCCCAGCUUGAGUUGCGAAUGCAUCACCUUGCCGUUGUUUCACACAGCCUCACCUUCACCUACAAAAGAUAAGCAGGGCCAAGGGACUCUGACGGAUGGUGGUUCUUCAGGCAGCGCACACAGCUCUGCUGCCCAGCUGCUUUCUGCAUUCUUGGAUGUGUUUGAAGGAAAGUUGAAAAGAGAGGAGACUUUUGCAAGUAGCUGAUACUGGCAAUCUCAUUUGAUCCUGCCAAUCUGAGGCAGUGGUACAGAUGUAGGUUCUUCCACUGCUGGCUGCUUGUACAUGGCUAAACAUCAGCCAGCACACACUGUUUCUUAAGCUGAAACCCCUCUCAGAACAGGAAAAUGCCACCAUGAAGACCUUUGUUAUCUCCCUCCCUGUCUUCUUGUUGCACUGGCAGCAGGAGAAAAGUGCAGAAAUCAUAGGAACCUGGCCAUAACUCAUCCAAAUGCCUUUGCACUGCCACAGGCAUUAGAUGAAAAACUCGGAGCAUCCAAAAUUUCUCUAGGAAUUUUACUGUUACUUUCUUGGGGAAAAAAAGGAUUUAAAGUCUUUGGGUCCACAUCUGAGUUGAUUUUGCAUGCUGAAUCAAGAGCACUUCCAACAACCUUCAGAUACAUAGGCAGUUAUCCGUAGUACAAGUGAUGCUACUCGAACGUUUUGAUUAUUUUUCUUAAAACAUUUGUGAAAUUAGCAAUGUGCAUAUUAGUAUCUUUAAAUCUAUGAAGAAAAUAACAUUAAAUAUUUUUUAAAAGCAUGUGCUUUCACUUGAAAUGUGAAAGAAAACUACUGAAAGUAUGUAGUUUGCUAAGCACUGGCUCCUGAGUUUGUUAAUGCACUAAACUUGCAUUCGACAGAGUAACUUCUUCUAAGUAAUAAUUUCUUCUCUAAUUAUUUGAAUAAUUCAGGAGAUGAACAGUUUGUUUCUGGUCACUGGGUUUUAGAAAGAAGAAAUCUCGUCCUGCUGCACUUUUAAAAUUCAGUAUUUGUAUGGAAAAAAAAAUCUUGUUGCUUUUCCAUUUCCAACUGAAUGAUCAGCUCAAAUAAGGAUCUGAAUCAUCUCGUAACUUUUUUCUAAAGUAAAAACUGAGAACAUGAAAAACCGUGAACGCGAGGAAUGGUGCACAAAGUCAUGAACUAUGUUCAGAAUUCUGAUUGGUGAAAGUCUUUGUUAAAAUUAUGUUGUGUUGCACAUCACCCUGAUACAGUGAGAAAACAAUUUUUCUUCUGAAAGAAAGAAGGAAGAGGGAAAAGGACAAAUGGAAAACAAGAUUAAAUGACAUCAGUUAAACCCAGGUUUCCUGCUUGUUUUUAGGUCAAUCCCUCCCAUUCUGUCACUGCUAUGGGAUGCUCAGGACAACAGACAUUCCUCAUGGGAAGCAGCUCGGCUCCAAAGUGGGAAAUCAAAGCUGUGAGCAAAUUUGUAGAGUUUUCAAAAUAUUAGCUAUUGCCAAAAAAAGCAUCAAAGCACUACUUGCUACUGAACGGGAAUUUCGGUGUUUCAAAGGAAUCACUUUUUAAUCCAGAUCAUUGCUGUAUUUACAAACAGAUUUCUGUCGGUCUACUUGCUUGUCUCUUAGGGCUAUGUAUGUCCACACCUCAGAGCAGGACACAACUAAUACUCAGAUGGCCACAACUGAACUGGAAUCUCUCGCACUUCCCAGUUACGUUACACAUUUUUGAAGAAAGAGCAAUCUUUGACUGAAAAACUACUGAAAACCAUCUCAAAAUAAGGCAACGAGAAAAAGAAACAGCUUCAUUUGGGAAACACCACUGAGUUCCCAUCAAUCCACAAGAUGCGUGCUUAGUUGCCCUCCUGUAGCUUUGUCAGAUCGCAUUUCUGUUGAAGGCAGGCGGUGAUUAAACUACAUAGCAAAGAGACUUCCUUUGAUCUAUGUAAAUGAAUGUAUAUGUAUCAACUAUGCAUUUUCAUCCAGCUGCAAACUGUAUCUCUAAGCAGUUAAAUCUAGCCUUUUUCUCAAUGUUAGCAACUCCCAAACUCUAGGAAAAGAAGGUGCUCCUCAUCUUUUUUAGCAUAUAAUUCUCUCCUGUCUUGCUUCUGUGCUUUACAAAGGCAAGAUGUGUGAGGGGAGAGCUGUGAGGCCCAAGGAGCACCGAGCAGGGCCAUGGCUGAAGCUGGAACCUGUGACCGAGACCAGGCUGGGCCCAGCAUGGUUGAGCAGAGGGCUGUGGCUGCUGCUCCAGCUCCAGCACGUCUUCCACAGUCGGGCAGCGGAGCGGGAUCAGCAGCUGCUGCCUCACACAGGGUCAGUGGGAGUCUGCAGCAGUGCUGGAAGAAGCUAUGCCUAAGAGGAGGCCACUGCAGACUGGGUUUACAGCCCUCGCUGUCCCCCUGUGAGAGCUUUUCUGGCCACCACAGCCCCAGGUCUGUCCUUACCUCUCCAUGUCACACAGCACCCAGGAGCCUCCUCUGACUGCAGGUGUAUGGCAGCGCUUGCAGUAGGCAGUUCUUCACUGUGAGCACUGCUGUGGCUUCAGGAGAGGAAGGGUCAGGCCCCGGUCUGAGCGUAUCCCUGCUAGAAGGAAUUAGGAGAAGUUGAAAACGGAGUCUUGUUCCUAAUAAAAUGAAGGAAAAAGGUGCUGCAUGCAAUGUUAUUACUUCCAUUUCAGGUUGUUGCUGUAAUAUUCAUCAGCCCGGUCUGGUCAGUGAAUUAAGUGUGUUUCUUAUGGCUUAUCUUGCAGGAAGAAAGACCAAAAAAAAAAAAAUAAUAAAAAUAAAAAAUAAAAUAAAAUCCUUCUCUCAUAUGCAACCUAUUCAAGUAUUUGAUACUAGUAUGGCAGCAGUGGUAUUUUUAUCUAUCCAGAGAUGUGCAUUCAUUUGGGUUAUGCUCGAUUGAGAAAUAUUUUUGCAGUACGUAUUUGUAUUUGAUGGGCUGCAGCCCUUCAUUUUAUAUUCUCUACAAGAAUUAGCACGGAAAUGAUGCUUCCCCAUUUAUUGAGCUACCUGACCAUCCCGGCUGUCUGCAUACAAAGUAUUUCCAGAACUUUGGAGGAUUUGGGAUUUUGGUUUGGUUUAAACACUGUCCUUCUUUAAAAAACAAAACAAACAAAAAAAAAAUUAAAAAAAAAAAAUUAAAAAAAAAA
This is a messenger RNA of Tympanuchus pallidicinctus (lesser prairie-chicken), 15002 nucleotides long. It is a transcript of the gene ZNF704, whose product is annotated as zinc finger protein 704. The transcript has 9 exons. NCBI's taxonomy places the organism in Eukaryota, Metazoa, Chordata, Aves, Galliformes, Phasianidae. Gene Ontology annotation, molecular function: DNA-binding transcription factor activity; RNA polymerase II cis-regulatory region sequence-specific DNA binding. The record is from RefSeq and is a predicted model, not a curated record. Bases 235 to 1473 code for a protein of 412 amino acids. Gene Ontology annotation, biological process: regulation of transcription by RNA polymerase II. Gene Ontology annotation, cellular component: nucleus.